AUGACUGUGGAAGACUACCACAAGGAGAUGGAGAUAGCCUUGAUUCAGGCUAACAUUGAGGAGGACCGAGAGGCGACCAUGGCUUGGUUCAUUUGUGGCCUGAACCGUGAGAUUACCAAUAUUGUUGAGCUGCAUCACUAUGUGGAGCUUGACGAUGUGUUACACAUGGCAAUGAAAGUUGAAAGACAACUCAAGAAAGGAGUGCUAUCAUCUUCCAAGUAUGAGGCUACGAGUUCAUCCCCUUGGAAGCAGAAGUGGGCAUCAUCAAAACCAACUGAGAAAGCAGUUUCAAAAUCAAAGGGAGAGAGAAAUGUGGGCAAGACACAACCUAGCAACAAAGAUAGGGGUAACUCAUCUUCCCAACCUCAAAGAAAUCGUGACAUCAAAUGUUUUCGUUGUUUAGGAUCAGGUCAUAUUGCUUCUCAAUGCCCAAACAAGCGAUCAAUGAUCAUAUUGGAUAAUGGGGAAAUCGAAACUGAAGAGGAAGAUGAAGGAAAUGAGUCCACUCCAUCAGUUGAAGAUACUAGUGAUGUUGAGCUUGCUGUUGAUGGCCAACCUCUUGUUGUGCUAAGAGCUCUCCAUAUGCAAGCCAAAGAAGAUGAUGACGGGCUGCAAAGGGAGAACAUCUUCUACACCCACUGCCAUGUGAAAGAUCAGGUAUGCGGUUUGAUUAUUGAUGGUGGCAGCUGUGUUAAUGUGGCAAGCAAGUUAAUGGUGGACAAGCUUGGUCUACCUACCUUGAAGCAUCCAAAGUCAUAUAAACUCCAAUGGCUCAAUGACAGUGGAGAAAUGAAGGUAACCAAGCAGGUCCUUAUUUCAUUUAUGAUUGGAAGGUACACGAAUGAGGUUAUGUGUGAUGUUGUACCCAUGCAAGCUAGCCAUUUGCUUCUUGGAAGACCGUGGCAAUUUGAUAGACGGACCACACAUGAUGGGUAUAAGAACCGCUACAGCUUCAGCAAGGAUGGUAGGAAUAUUACACUUGCACCUUUGACACCUCGUCAAGAUUUUAAGGAUGUCUUUUCCGAGGAUACGCCACCUGGGUUACCACCCAAAAGAGGAAUCGAGCAUCAAAUUGAUCUCAUUCCGGGAGCUUCCAUUCCAAACCGACCAACUUAUCGAAGUAGUCCAGAAGAGACCAAAGAGCUUCAAAGGCAAGUCGAAGAACUUAUGACCAAAGGACAUGUUCGUGAAAGCAUGAGUCCCUAUGCUGUGCUUGUGCUGCUAGUUCCAAAGAAAGACGGGACUUGGAGGAUGUGCAUGGAUUGUCGAGCUGUAAAGAUGAUAACGGUAAAGUAUCGUCACCCUAUUCCUCGCUUAGAUGACAUGCUUGAUGAAUUACAUGGAUCCACUAUAUUUUCUAAGAUUGAUUUGAAGAGUGGGUAUCAUCAAAUUCGAAUUAAGGAAGGAGAUGAGUGGAAAACAGCUUUUAAGACAAAACAGGGGCUAUAUGAAUGGUUAGUGAUGCCAUUUGGAUUGACGAAUGCUCCUAGCACAUUUAUGCGUCUCAUGAACCAUGUGCUACGUGCAUUUAUUGGAAAAUUUGUUGUUGUUUAUUUUGAUGACAUUCUGAUCUAUAGCAAGAGUUUGCAUGACCAUAUUGAUAAUUUGAAAUGUGUGCUUGAAGCUUUGAGGCGUGAAAAAUUAUUUGCUAACCUUAAGAAAUACAACUUUUGCGUAGAUAGGGUUGUUUUCCUUGGAUUUGUUGUUAGUUCCAGAGGUGUGGAAGUUGAUGAGGAGAUGGUGAAAGCUAUCAGAGAAUGGCCUACCCCUAGCACCAUCACUGAACACCAUCGCUGCCCCUUUAACGGAAAUCAUCAAGAAGAAUAUUGGAUUUAA
Zingiber officinale is the source of this 1836-nucleotide messenger RNA. RefSeq lists its product as uncharacterized. Gene Ontology annotation, molecular function: zinc ion binding; nucleic acid binding. Lineage: Eukaryota; Viridiplantae; Streptophyta; Magnoliopsida; Zingiberales; Zingiberaceae. The transcript has 3 exons. The record is from RefSeq and is a predicted model, not a curated record. The coding region runs from base 1 to 1836 and encodes 611 amino acids.